GAUCGACGAAGCUGGAAAAGUGUGAAAACAGUCUUAGGACUUCGCAACGGUGAAAAUUUUCGUGCGUAGAAAAUUUGAGAAAAGUGAUGAUAUUUUGGGGCUUUCGUUACUGAAUGAAUUUCCAGCGUGUUCUUCAUGAUGGAACUACUGGAUGCUGGUAGAUAUAGUGAGAGUUUUCAUGAGAUUUUCGUUAAAAAUCUCGCAAACAGGAAAUGUAAGGAUGAUAAAAUUAAGCGUAAGGAACGUGGUAUUCAGGUAAUUCUGGACGGCGAAACGUUAUCAUCGUGGAUCGAAGUCGCGCCCAAUGCGUCCAAGUUCGCCAUCUACAAUGCAAUCCGAUCGAUUGUACUGGAGGCCGAAACCAAGAACGCCAGACUGAAUCUGUCGGGUGGAUCAUCGAGUAAGCUGGUCAAAUCAUUUUGUUACCAUCAAAACUCCGGAAAUGAUAACGAACAAAAUUGCCUGUCGUGCAAAGAGAAGGUCAAGGAUGUCGGCUCGUUCAAAGAUACGGAAGUUCCGGAAUUCGAUUUCGAAGAUAACUUCGAACCCGAGGAACUACAAACGUUUAACGUUCCUAAGAUCGUUGGAGCAGGGUUGGAAAGUUUGUUUGAAAUCAUAUCGGAGACGAGAACGGAACAUCCCAGAAUAUGCACCAAGGCACUGAAAUCUCUGUAUGAUAUAAUUCAAGGACAAGAUCCCGAAAGUUUCCGCAAUGAACCGGACAAGCUGUUCAACUCGCUGUACGAUAUUUUGCUCGAGCUAGCCACUAUGCACAGCCAAUCACCUGCCAAUGCUAGCCUUCAUAGCCAAAAAGAUGCCAACUGGUCUUCGAUCAGUUGUUCGACACUGUUGGCGCUCUGCAUCGCCAAGGGGGACACCGGCAAAGUCCUGAAGGCCAUCACCUCUAUCCUAAUGUCACCGAAGAUACUCUCGGGGCAGUUGAUUCAACUGCCGCUCAGUAUCAUCAAAUUGCAACGUAGCGUUCACUCGGUUGCACUAGGCAAGAUGAACAUUCCGGAUUACUUUGCUUACGGGGUUUCGCAAAAUAGUUUAAUCGAUUACUUUACCAUUAAGGAUUACAUGUUCGUGGAGAAGGUUUUCAAUCCGAACUGUAUCGCUUCCGAUGGAAGAUACAUUUACAUAUUGAUCGCUAAGUCGUUGGUGAAAAUUGGAUCCGGUUUCAACGGGACGGUACCGGGAUUCAUCUACGGCAUUGCCAAAGACUUUGGCAAAGAUCGCAACGAGUGGAUAGGAUUUUGCAAUAACAAAUUAUUCUACAAAAAACUGACGAAACGGAACAUGGAUAACCUUCUAAUAGUUGACACCGAAACUCUUCAAAUAACCGGUUCAGUACAAACACAGACAUCGGUAUCGAUGAAGGAUGGUAACAAUUGUUUGCUGUUUUCCGAUGGCGAGUCGAUAUGUUGCAUCUGUACGUCUUCAGGCAGCGACAACUUAUUGGUAAAACAGCUUUACUCGAAAAACUCCUUCGCCUUCGAUCUCAGUCUCAAGCUGGCAAAGAAUGGAUUCCAAACCUUAGGAUAUUCUAUCACAGAAGAGGAAAUUUUGAGCGAAAAUCAAUUGAAGAAAAUUCAAAGUUCGUGCAACAAUUUCAUUCCUGCCUUGCCCAACGAUGUUAAUCUGAACGGUAUUUCGUGCGGCAAAGAGUUCGGACUGGUACUGGGAAGUAACGGGAAGGUUUACUACUACGGAAAAGGAGCCAGUCUUGGUUUGAAGGCGGUUGGGAAAAAUCCUAGUCUGAAACUGAACGAGAUCAUCAUCUCGAAAACAACCAACUUCACUCAGGUUGCUGUUGGGCACGAUGGAGUUCACGCCCUGCUCUUGAAUGAGGAUGGAACAGUUUACUUUGCUGGAACUGCCCGUAGAGGAGAGGAUGGCGAGCAAUCAAAAAAUCGUCGACAACUUAAAGCGGUCAAACCAAAGAAAGUCAGUAGAAUCGAUGGAUAUUUUGUCACUCACAUAUCCUGCAACAAUGGAACAUCCGCAUUCGUUACUAAAGAUGGCAAGCUGAUCAUGUUCGGCAAAGAUACAAACUACUGUGAUUCAGCGGGCAUUGUCACUGGGCUAAAUGAAGUGACAAUUGUAAAAGUUGGACUGGGAAAAGCACACUGCGUAGCUUUGGAUGCUAAAGGACAACUGUAUACUUUUGGCCUUAAUAAUAAGGGUCAAUGUGGAAGAAAGUUCACCAAAGACCGCAGUGGUAAAAAUGUUAAGAGGUUUUGAUAAUUUUAUCAAGCUUUUGAUGUGUUUCUUUUUGCAGACGAUACUUUCGAUCCAAAACCAAAGCUGCCUACAUUCAAGCCAAUGUGCCCCAUAGAUGAACACACCAUCGUUGACGGGAAAUGCAGGAUUUGUAAUGUUUGUCGGGAGUGUACUGGUUACAACACUGCUUGUGUUUCUACCAAGAAAACCUUCGUAAACGAACGAAUUCCUGGAACACCUUGUGCAUGUGGUCAUGGAAGCGCUGGAUGCUCAAAAUGCGGCAGUUGUAGUACGUGUGUGGCAUCACAAGAAAGCGGAUCUUUGCCUUUCGAAAACAAUGCUGAAGUUCAGACCAACGCGGAAAAGGUGAAGGAAAUUUUACAGCGGAGAUACGAGAACCUCAGGCAUGGCGAAGAAGGAAAUCAGUUCUCCGACGCCGAUACUCCUCGUGUGGUUCCCGUUCCGCCUCAAAGAGUUGAACUGGCUACGAAAAGCCCAAUCGUUCAAAUUAGUUGCGGCCUCCAUCACACUGUGGUGCUGACGUUGUCCGGAGAGGUAUUCACCUUCGGUAGCAAUCAAUACGGGCAACUGGGAACCGGUGAUUUGCAACCCAUCUCCGGAGCUCACCUGGUCAAGAUACCGCACAUGGUAAGCCAAGUGGCUGCCGGAAGUAAUCAUACGGUUAUUCUAACGACCAAAGGGAUCGUGUACACGUUCGGAAACUACCAGAAGGGACAGCUUGGUAGAUUACCGGGAGAAACUAAUUUGGGCGGCGGAGUGGACUUGUUUGGUGGGCCCAAUUCGUCAAGCAGAGCAGAUCAAGCGAAUGAGCGACCAUCGGUGGCAGAUAUUCUGCUUCAAAGGCAGAAAUUUCUUUGGAACUGUUCACCCGGAGCUGUCACCGGCAUUGGACCAUCAACGGGAAAGAAAGCUUCCUGGAUUGGAGCUAGCGGGGAUCAGACAUUCAUCAAGAUUGACGAAUCCCUUGUGAAUGCUUCGAUGCUUUCUAAAUUCAGUGUCGUGGCCGAUAAAAACACUAUUCUGUUGAUUCCGAACAACCAGUACACUUUGAACUCGAUUGCCAUCAACCGACGGAAUGGUAGUUGUAAAGCCCAUAACAUCAACCAAUUCGACUUCAGAACGUGGCUUGACAAAAUUGAUGAGAAAGAUAACUUGGCAGGGAGGAAGAAGGCAAAGGCUCAGCAACAGCAACAACAGCAACAGCCUUACCACAAUGUGGAAGCAAUUCAUGAGAACCUGGAACUUGCCCUAUCAGAUUCAGAUUUGUGCUUUGAGUCCAAAUAUGGCAUAGAUGGGAGUAAGCAGCCGAAUGUCAAUCUCGCAUUUGCAAUGGAUCCAUGCUUCGGAGUUCUGUGGGGUUUUGAUAGUGUUUCGAAGACUAUGAUGUUUUUCAACGUGAUUGCUUCGGAAAUAUCACCCAAUGCAGAGAAUGCAAAAGAUUUAGUUGCGAUCCUAACGCCGGAAAUUGCCCUUCCAACACAACCGGAUUACGAGGUGACUCGCUACCAGGCCUCGCUUAACAUUCUUGCUACUCUUGAUAUCCUGACAACAAAUCAAAAGAAUCUUAAAAAAUGUUUCGUGCCUUCAGAAGUGGGACUGAAGAUAAGCGUGGAUGGUAAAGAAAAUUGCGAAUACAAUACAGUCUGCCGGUUCGAAAAUUUUGGCGGAGGGUGGGGCUAUUCCAGCUACAGUGUUGAAGCUAUUCGUUUCAUGUGUGACUCGGAUGUUAUCAUAGCUGGCUUCGGUAUGUAUGGAGGACGCGGUGAAUACACAUGCAAAUUGAAACUUUUCGAUCAGGGAUACGAUGGAGGUGCCAACGAAAAAGAUGGCGUACUGAUAUCUGAAGUAGAAGAGGUUCCCUUUGAAUGUCCUUCGAAGUGUAAAUUCAACAUAACGCUGCCCAGUCCGGUUACAAUCAGCGCAAAGCGUUGGUAUUUGGUGCUGGCCAAAAUUUCUGGUCCGUCUUCGGAUUGCGGUUCAUCCGGGCAGUCUAGUGUUACCACCUCGGACAACGUGGUGUUCCAUUUCAAAACGUCCAAGAAAGCCAACAACGGAACAAAUGUUAACUCAGGACAAAUACCGUCCAUCCUGUAUCGAACCGUAUCUCAGAACAGUAAAGUCGUUUUCCCAACUGUUGCUGCAGACCCCGUUUGUAAGCUUUCCAAAGUGUUCGCCAAUACGCUGACAAAGGAUUGCUUCGAAAGCCUCGUUAUGCUGUUGAAUUGGUCUUGGAGCUCGUUCAAAGUAUCCACCACGGAUUUACUAGAAACGCGAAAAACCAAUCAAAACGUAAUAUCUCUAAACCGAUUAGUUUACAUCUGCAAAGCUAGUUUGAGACUUCUUAGGAAAUACAUCAAUGAGAUUUAUCCGUACAAAGGGUUUAACAAUGGCGAGAGAACUCCAACUAAGACUAAAACUGUACCUUCAAGACCCGAUUCAAAACUGGAAAAAUCACCUAAGAACAAAGGAUAUGAUGGGAAUGCAUUGUUAUCAUCUGUCGACAGCAAAUCAGAUCUUCUCAAAGUCAAUGACAUCAACAUUAUGGAAAUCAACACACCAAUGUCAAAUAAGAAAAUUGCAUCGGAAAGCAUUCAGCUAGCCGAGUGCAUUGGAGACGUAAGAGCUUUGCUAACUCAGAUUCUAUGCGAUGAACUUCCUUACCAGUCGGGCAAUGAUAUCUGCUCUAUGAUCUUGGAUGUUCUUGACGAAUGUCACACAACGUUCGUUAGCUGCUUCAAUGCAUUUUAUCCAACGUCUUUCCUCAAAUGGAACUGCAUCUGCAAUCUUCUAGCCCAAAUCGAUAAAGGUAUUUUGCAUUCGCGCCUCCUAAGUGGUGUACUCGCAGGGUUAUGUGACCCGAACAUCAAUUUACGAUCAACAUUCUCUGUACUGUCUCCCAAUGUCGAGUACAAAUCUCUGAUAAGUCCAAGCGACAAUUUGGGAUUCCCAAUGUUGGUCAGCUCAGAAAAUUACCAAUAUCCCAUUCUCGUGGAGCAGAUGCUAUAUCGAACGCAGAAGGAGAAAACCAUAACCGGCAUCUCGUGGACGUUCAAGGAAGUGCUGAGCCGUUUGCUCGACAUCAUCUCCAAACCGAUACGCCUGAAGAUUGAGAACAUAUAUAACAACCAGGGCGCUGAUAUCUACAAUGGAGAUGGCAUGAAACGGCGUUUGAACAAUAAUCUCAUCACAAAUUCGUGUCGUCUGCUGUCGAAAGUUUUGGCCGAAAUCAUUUAUCAAAAUUGCACAAUUGAUACCGAAACAGCAAUUGUCCCAUCGAAUGUUUUGCAUUCAAGCGGAAAUCGCUUUGCCAAGGUAGACGUGAGCAAAACUUGGAAUACAGGAAAUUUCGGGCCUGAUGCAAUCGCUUUCACAGUCGAUCGUCCGGGAAUUUCGAUCGCCGGAGCAUGUGUUUAUUCUGGAUCCGGGAGCUACGAAUACCAACUGGAGCUGCUGUAUGAUAGCAUGGAGUCAAAGAGCCAACUACAACACAAGUGGGAAGUCAUCGAAUCAGUGGUUGGAGCCUACGAACAAAGCAUGGUCAAAAACUUUAUGACCGAAAUUAAGUUUGAUCGCGCGAUCAACAUCAAGGAGAACGUACGAUACGCUCUUCGCCUUUGCUCACAAGGAGCUCGCACGUGCUCCGGCGAUGGAGGGUUUGCUGCAAUCCGUGGUCCGUGUGGGGUUACAUUUAAAUUCUAUCCCUGCGAUCUGAGUUUCAAUGGAACAACCCCAUCCAGGGGACAGAUUCCCUGUAUACUGUAUUACAGCAUUCCAUCGAUCAACGAUAGCUACUCGGGAAAGUAUAGCAAAGAAUCACAUGCCCGCGACAUCGCACUUCAAAUAUCGACAGACGUUACGUCCAGAUGCAAAGACCUGUUGAUUCAUGCCCGAAAUGCCAUAGCAUUUUCGUCAACUUCAAGCGAUAAGAGCUCAAAUUCGUCCCAUAAUACGCAUACUGUGGACUCGGAGCACAACAUUACUCCAAUCGAGGAGCAUUUAGAUAUUGCUUGGAUCAACAACUCAGAUAUCGCCAAUGUUAACAACGUUACAAGUAGUAGCUUUGACCAUAACAACUCUUCAACUGCAAAGGACAUAACGAAAAGAAUUGAGAACUUUUCGAAAGGUAUAAUCGAAACCUUGAAGUUUGAUAAGAAGUCAAGAAACUCGAUAGAUUUCGACAUCGAAAUCGAAAUUGGGGCUGAAGAGAUCACGCCGAACGAUUACAUUGACGAUCGGAACAAUAAACUGGAUUCAAUAUCGAAUGGGAAUGCUUCUGGGUUAGGUAUGCACAGCAAAGCCGAUAAUUUUUCCAUUCUCAACGAUGCCGGAAGUGACGCGGAAGAGUUCAAUCAUCAACUCAACCAAGAGCGUAUUAUUCAAUUGUUUUCUGCAGAAGAUUCCUGCUUGUUCACGAUGCUACUGCCACUAACGUUUGCACACAUUGGACCACUUGUAUGCAGCAAUCUGAAAAGUUCUGUUGAAGUAUUGGGUCUGAUUCGUGGCAUUUUGCCACAUGUGUCGGCCCUGAAUCAAAUAAAUAAUUUCAAACUCUACGAUCUUGGCAAACCGGACAUGGGUGAAGCUAUUCGGAAAAGUAUGAGCACAGAUCAGAACGAUCUUUGUACGACCAGCCACUACUAUUGCAUUGUCGAAAGUGAUCAUCCCUACAAAUCCAGUACCGUGGCAAAUUAUCGCGUUGAGUUUCCUCAAAACGUUCGUUGGAUGACGGUCGAGUUCGAUCCGCAAUGCGGCACGGUGCAACCGGAAGAUUAUGUCUACUUGAAAGUCCCACAGGAUCCCGAGCGAAGUGGAAGCGAUGCGGCACCAUUCAUAAAUGACAAUUACAACUCAACGAUCAACUCUCGCAAAAGUAAGGAAGUUAAGUUGGAAGGUACUGUGAAGACGGGAGGAGCAGUUAAAGCCAAGAAGACGGAAAUUGAGUGGAUCAAUGUUAAGAAAUUUAACACUUCCCAGAAUUGGUGCAACAACGCUAUAGUUCUGCCGGGUAAUAAGCUAGAAAUAUCUUUGGAAACGGCAUCAACUUACGUGCGAGAGCAAAAAGGAAACAAAUAUGGAUUCAAAUGUUUAGUCAUAGGCUAUGACAACAAAAAUAUCAUGAAGUACCCAAGCACGUCGCUGAUACACUUGGAAUAUGAAUUAUCGUAUCUAGGGGGUCUAUGCAGUGCAAAUCUACUGAAGAAGGAUUUAGUAUUCUCUGAUGAUCUCACGGAAAAUAUGACAAACAUCGAAGACACUCUCAAGAAGCAUACAGCACUUCUUUCGAAAGGAUUGAUGGUAGCUGACUCUGUUCUGACCAUAAACAACGCAUUGGAAUCCAACUUGCCGAUCACAGAACAAAGUUACGAGAAGCAAUUCCUCAAGGAUUUCAUCUACGUGGCGGCCGGAUCUCCGGGAGCUCGAUUGGCCGCAUGGCUUCAGCCCGAGUCGCGUCUGGAUCCCAACAAAUGCGAAAUAAAAAUGUCCCAAGAGCCGCUCCGCUGCGGAUGGCCUUCCCACUUCAUAAUCGAAACACGCGAUCAGUAUGGUGAUGAAAUUUUCGUACCGGGAAUCAAGGUAAUUAGUUGCCUCGUUUGCAGGCGUAGGAGACACCAAAAUGUGAUGACCAAUUAAAACAAUAUUUUACAGAUUGAAGUGAAAGCCACGCUCGGUAGUAAUCUCAUUUCCGAAAGCAACCGUAAACUGCACAUAAAGUCACGGAAUGAUUCGCUUUAUUUGGGGGGUGCCACCUUGCCACCGAAGAUCAGCUACGAGUGCACCUUCAAGGAGAAGGAGAAAAGCUGCUUAAAAGCAAUAACCGCAAUGAAACCCUAUCAGCCGUAUUCGUUUGAAGAGUUGCGCUAUUGCAACUCGAUCCAGAGCAAAACCACUGAGAUGCUAACCGCAAACGAUUUAGGAAACAACACCUACGGUGUGUUCUGGACGCCAAGCGUCCCGGGAAACUACAGCCUAACGAUCACCAUAGACGGCGUUUGUGUGGAGGAGAUUUACCGGGUGGACGUGAUCGACGCCGGUUUGCCACCGUUAUCGCAAGAAACCACACUGAAGAAGGUUCAACCACCGACUAAGCUACGCAAAUUUAUUGCAAAGAAUUCUGCCGGCUUGCGGGUAAGGCUGCACCCUACUCUGCAGUCGGAUCAGAUCGGAAUCGUCAAGCUGAACGGUAUUGUUUCGUACAUUGAUGAGAUGGAAAACGAUGAUGGCCUGUGGGUGCGCUUGUCAACGGAAUCGAUUCGCGAGCACUGCACGUCCAGUUGGUUCCCCACCGAAGCUUGGUGCUUGCAGUACAACCAACACCUAGGGAAGACCUUGCUACACCCGAUUCUGGAGUCGAGCUCAACCAAAGCUUUGAUGGAACAGGUAGAUCAAAGCAGUCCCACAACUUCUGAUGCUAACGAAGAAAAUGAGAACACUAUUGAUUAUUUUGAUUUUAUGAAGACGGAUCGUCCCGGUGAUGAGGGACCUGGGUCUGCAAAUGGCGAGGAACCGGCCACUGUCAAAAUGCUACCGAUCACUGACGCGUCGGAAGACAGUUCCGGCAGUGCGCCCAACAUCAACAUUGCCAACUUGAACCAGUCUAACAUCGGGGCUGCCAUAGCGGGGGUGGUCGGCGGAGGCGCCAAGAAGAUGCAAGCCCUUCAAAAGUGGCUCAAAGGGGAUAGCUUCGAUGAGAAUGACUCGCCGAGAAAGCGUAGGAACGAUGGAGGCGAUAUGAGAGCAAAUGGCAAUAGAUCAUUCGAUCGAAGCAGAAGUGUUAGCCCGGAGAUAUUCUCAUUAAGACGAUGUGAUUCUGCUAGUAGUACUAAAUCAGAUGCUUCGAAAAACUUAACGCCCAAAGCAGCACUAAAAUCGGAUGAUAUUACUGAGGAUCGAAAGUCAACGGAAAACCUAUCGGUUCCCGAGACAGGAUUUGCUUCGGCCAUACCGUUCAACAAUAAAUCGUUGAAAAUAGAAUCCAAAGAGUUGCCCAAACGAGCGCUUUCUCCUUCGAUUGCGGAAACUCUUAGAGCGGUAUUUUCCGCUUUCCUAUGGCACGAAGGUUUAGUUCAUGAUGCCAUGGCGUGUGCAUCGUUUCUUAAGUUCCACCCCAGCAUAUCGAAAAAGGAAAGUGAAAACAUGCCUGUAGGGAACCCUCACGAAAACCUGCUUACCAGGGAGCAAAAGGUUCUUCAAAGACAUUCUGUAGAAAUAUCCAACGCUGGGUCAUAUCUGAAUAUAAGGCCGUCUACCCUGGAGACGCUUGCAAAAAUUGGGAACUGCUGUGUUCAUAAUCGGAAGCUGCGUAAUCGGAAUGCGGAUAUCUUUUCUUCGAAGGACGGCGAAUACCCUCAACCUAGUGCAUUACCGCCGGCUCUCCGUUGCCUUGUAUAUGUAUGGGAUCAGCUGUGCUGCAAUUUUAUUCAUUUGGUGGAAACCAAUUCUAAUGAUAAGGAAAAUGAUUUUAGCUCUCUGAAGUCGAACAAAUCGGGUGAGGAGAAAUCCUCAAAUGCGCCGAAAGUACCCGGACAGAAAAAAGUGGAAGAUGGGUGCUGGUGUGAGCUGUGCGACGUGUUCUUGCCCAUCCCCGUGACCUACCAUAUGCGUAUCGUACAUCCUGGCUGUGGGAAGUACGCAAAAGGAAAGGGGUACAAUUCUAUCGGUGUGUAUUGCGAGGGAUGGGCCGGAAACUGUGGCGACGGAGGUCAAGGUGUCUCCAGUUGGUAUCUGAUGUGCGAAAAAUGCAGACAGAAAUAUGUCAAUUCAGCGAAAGUUUCCAAUAAUGUGAAUUAUAAUGGUGCAAGUAAUAAAACGGAAGGAGGAUCAAAUGUUUUGAUAGGUUUUGGAGCAGAAUCAACUAUUCCUUCGGAACUGUUUACGAUCAUGAAGGAAAACUCUUUUUUCUUGUUGGAGUUGAAUUCCUACAAUGGAGGUCUCAUUAAUAAAUCUUCCAAUAAUGCAUCUGAUGGUGCUGCUUUACAAGAGCAAUCCAGUAAUCGAUAUAAAACGGGGGAUCUGAAUGAUUCGUAUGAUUCAAGUUAUUUUAUUGAGGACAAAAACAUCAAUUGGACUGGAGGAGUGAAAAAGGAUUCAUACAAAAAUCUUUACGAAUCAUCUUCGGAACUACUGUGGCCACCGCCGGAAAUGUUAUCCUGUUUGGAAACUCUUGGUGCAAAAAGCAACAAUGAUCUAUCCUACAAUCUAUUAGGGAUGAACAUGACCGACAUGCAUGCCUUUGAUUUCAAGGUUAUCGAAGACGUUUCUAUGGAAGUGACUGAAUCCUACAUUAAAAAUUUACAAACUUCACCAGCCAUUCCAUCGACUAGCAAAUUUCAUCGGAGUUUUUCCAUGGGCCAAGGUUGGAACACGCCACAGAACAAACUGAUCAGUGACUACAAUCAGCACAGUAAACUGGAAAAUGGAGCAAAAAACGAAGGAACACCAAAUGUGGUGUUGAGACGUAAAAAGCAGUGCACGUGUACGAGCGGAGACUCCAACCUGUUGAACUAUCCUUCUGUUAAUCUGCAAAAGCUGGUACCCGACCACCUUCUUAACAACAGUUUUUCCAAAGAAUCAACUCCUAACAGUAGAAGCAAGAACAAAGUUAAUAGCAAGAUCAAUGAUAAGAACAACAUUCAAACUAAUCCCCGAGCUGCGCUGAUGGCCAAUGGAAAGCGAGCGGAGGAUAUAAACUUUUCCGAGUUUUUAGAACUGUAUCAUAACACAUCUCGAGAGAGUACUGAGAAGAUUAAAAAUGCAGACGACAAAUCGGAUGGGAGUGGUUCGAACGGUUCCAACUCAGCGUACAAGCUAGACCUGCAUGCUGGAGCACUCUCUCUACUCAAUAGACCAUCCAUGACAUUUAUGUUAGAGAAGCACGACUUGAAGAAAUUGCGAUAUUCCAUGACUAGAAAUCUUAGGAAAACUGUUUGCAAUAUUUACAGCCUACAGGCUUUAAAUUGGCUUCUGCGAUCGGUCACGCAACCUAUCGGAUUACACGAUAUAAUGUGGUGGUUCAUAUCUUCCUUGUCGUACUCUACCCACGACAGUGAAGACGAACCAAAGCUCGACGAAGGAGUACUCGGUCUCGAACAUCCUGGUUCAAAUCAAUUCAAUGGCCCGCUCUCUCAAACGUUAUCCCAAAGUCUACACUGUCUACUGCAAACUAUUGCCGAUCUCACAUUGCUGCUGCCGUCAGGGUCAUCUCUUCAGAAAACUGCCGUCCAGUGCUUCGGUCUGAAGUUCAAACAGUCCGAUCAUCAGUUCCUACACAGAUCCCAUGUGUUCGGUAAUAUCUCCAAAAUAUUGUCGAAAUCGGAAGAACAAAAUGACGACAACCUUGCGCCAUCCGUCGCAAUGCUGAACUCCUAUUCCAAUGCGGCGGAUCAGGAUGAGUCAAUUAGGAUAAGUUUACUCAGCGAUGUAACGAUCGCCUUCGAUCUUAUUGUAUCGUCUAGGCCAGCUUUGGCCGGUUCUCUUCUCGACAAUUCGACCGAAACGUUUUGGGAAAGUGAUGAGGAAGAUCGCAACAAGCCCAAAAUCGUCGAGCUUUCCAUGAACAGGCCGAACUAUAAGUGCAAAGCAAUUUGCAUACACAUCGACAACAGUCGCGACAUUGGGAGUAAAGUGUCCAGCAUCCAGCUAUUCGGUGGAAGUUCAUUCGGCGAAACCUCACUGCUCAAGACAAUUGAUGUUGAUCCGCUGGCAUGUUGCUGGAUUACGGUGCCAGUUACGGAAGCAGAGUGCACCCAUUAUCGGUUGGAAUUUCGCGGGCCGGAAGCCACUCUUCGCGUGAGACAGCUGAAGUUGUUCGGAUACUCUGUCGAAGAUAAGGCAGCACAGCUCAAGCAGAACAUUAAGUCAACUAGUGCAAACUACAUUCAGCAGAAAAAUUGUGAGGCGGAAACUUUGAGGGUGUUCCGUUUACUCACUGGGCAGGUUUUCGGAAAAUUGAUCCUCGAAAGCGGCAAAAGCUUCGGUUAUAACACACCUACCUCAUCCAAAAUCAACGAAUCGGCGGUCAUUUCUUCAUCAACUGAGUCACUGGACUUGCGGGAGCACAUGGUCGGAAUUCUGUUCAGUCGCAGCAAGUUGAGUCACCUUCAAAAGCAAAUUAUCGUGCACAUUGUGCACGCCAUACAGAAGGAAGCGCUUCGCUCUCGAGAGGAAUGGGAGCACAAUGUCAUGUUCAGCGCCGACAAUGAAACAGACUUCGAGGAGAAUCUCAAAAUUAACGAUACUUACUGUUUCGAAAUGUUGAGCAUGGUGCUUGCCCUGUCCGGGAGUGCCGUGGGGCGUUCGUAUUUGUCUCACCAGCACGGUCUUCUGAAGGACCUGUUUUCUCUGUUGCACACUGGAAGCGAUCGGGUUCAGCGCCAAGUAACUGCACUGAUUCGCCGUAUUUUGCCUGAAAUUUCUCCGGAAACGUUGUGUGAGCUACUUGGAGUAGAGAAAGUUCCAGAAACGGAUUUCAAUCUACUUAGCCAGAACAAUGAAACUUUCAAUAUGAACAAAUGCGGAAUUCUGGACAUUUUCUUAGCCGUCAUCGCCAAGGCUCUCCAGGUGCAGAUAAAAGUCAAGAACAACUCCAACAAAAAUCCCCCCUCAAUGAAGCUUUGGCGAUAUAUGAACAUUUGCAAGAUAGACGAGUACGAGAAAUCUACGUUGAACAAGCUUUCACUGACCAACUCCCAGAUUAGCAGUACGGACCCGGAACGUCCAACGACGACGCUCGCUACCAAGGGAAGCAACAGUCCGGCAGUGGAGCAAUACGACUUUGAGGUUUCCAGCUCGGAUUUUCUCGACGACAAAACCAACGAUGAAAAUUCCGUUGACUUUGAUGAGGCAAUAAAAUCCAAGCCGGGAAUUCGAGUUGAACCCGUUAUCAAACCUCGUUGGUUCUUGAAUGGGACGAUUUCGUCCAAACAAGCAGAAAACAUCAUGAUAUUGAUACGUGACAUGGCACAUGGGAAACUGUCGGACAAGUGGUCCAUGAUUACGAAGGCCGCCAUCGCUGAGUGUAUCUUGAACAUCACUCGGCUAUCGGAUGUAUACCGUGUUCCGGAAACUUGCAUGACGACGCCAACGCUGUGGCUGGCUUUGGCUAGUUUGUGUGUUCUGGAUCGUGAUCAUGUGGAAAAGUUGUCUUCAAGUCAAUGGUCGAAACAGUCGGAAUCUCGUCCGCUGUGUUCAAAUCAUGAUGACGAUGUUACAUAUGCCAUGAUCAUAUGCAGUCUAUGCGGUUCGUUGUGCUCGGAUUGCGAUCGUUUUCUACACUUGAACAGAAAAACGCGGAACCAUUAUCGUACGGUCUGCAAGGAGGAAGAAGAGGCGAUUCGCGUGGAGCUACAUGAAAGUUGCGGACGUGCCAAACUUUUCUGGCUGCUGGCGCUCGUUGAUUCGAAAACGUUGAAAGGGAUGCUGGAGUUCCGCAAUGGGAACAAUACGCUUGUGUGUGAUCCCCCAAAUGCCAUCGGGGUAUGUCGAUUCUGCGGCGUAACCGGCAAUACGGGGUUGCUAGCCGUGGGAAAUGUAUGCGUUGACCAGCAGUGCCAGGAAUAUGCUGCGAGCGCAUGUACCAAAGUGCAUCACUGUGGCCACCUGUGCGGCGGUAUUAUCAACGAGGAAAAGUGUCUGCCCUGUUUGCAGCAGAAAUGUCUAACGUCGGAGAGCAAAGCCAACGGAAAGGAACCGAAGCUGACCCAGGACGCGGAUGAUAUGUGCAUGAUCUGCUUUACCGAAGCCCUCUCUUCGGCGCCGUCGAUACAGCUGGACUGUGGCCAUGUGUUCCAUUUCCACUGUUGCAAGGCCGUCCUCACCAGACGGUGGAAUGGUCCGAGGAUAAGUUUUGGCUUCUCGCAGUGUCCUAUCUGCAAAAUGGACAUUCAGCAUUCGGCGCUGGGAGAUAUUUUGGAAUCGAUCGUUUCGUUGAAAGCGGACGUCAAACGGAAGGCUCUCAUGAGAUUGGAAUAUGAAGGCUUGGCGAAGAACUUGGACAGCAAGGAUCUGGCGGCGUAUGCGAUGGAACGUUAUGCGUACUACGUGUGCAGUCAGUGUGAAAAGGCAUAUUAUGGAGGUGAAGCACGUUGCGAUGCAGAACUUGGAGAAAACUACAAUCCGCAAGAGCUAGUUUGCGGUGGCUGUAGUGAUGUAGUCAAAGCCAAGAUGUGCCCGAAGCAUGGAACCGAUUUCCUGGAGUACAAGUGUCGCUACUGCUGCUCGGUGGCUGUAUUUUUCUGCUUUGGAACGACGCACUUUUGCGACACGUGCCACGACGACUUCCAACGGUUGACCAACAUUCCGAAGAACAAGCUACCCAAAUGCCCGGCCGGUCCAAAGGCAAAGCAACUGAUUGGGGAAGAGUGCCCGCUGCACGUGAUUCAUCCACCCACGGGAGAGGAGUUCGCACUUGGGUGUGGCAUCUGCCGUAAUGCUCAUACGUUCUGAGAGGAUUGAUCUAAAUGAUACUGAUAUUGUCGAAUAGAUGAACUUAUUAGUUUGAAAUCGAGGAUUGUUUUUUGUUAAGGCUUGGACCCAAUUACUUUUUAUAAGGUAUGAAAUUAUUUAAAUAGUUGUUGUAACGUUCUAGGAUAAAACAAUAGUAAGAUAAUAAAUGUACGCUGAUCGACACUAGAUACCUAACUGAAGGCUUUCUUUCUAUGAAACUAUAGAACGGCAAGUAUUAGAUCUCGCGAUCUGUAUUCAUUUUCACACUAAACGUAAAGUCUAUUAUGUACACACUUCGGCAAGCAGAAAUGAAACCGUUCUAGCUACAAUACAAUAUGUGUAACAAUCUACCACUUCAUUUCAGUAGUCUCUAACGCGCGAAUAAACUCUUCAAAGUUCGCAAACACA
Messenger RNA from Aedes aegypti (yellow fever mosquito), 15093 nucleotides. It is a transcript of the gene hiw, whose product is annotated as E3 ubiquitin-protein ligase highwire. NCBI's taxonomy places the organism in Eukaryota, Metazoa, Arthropoda, Insecta, Diptera, Culicidae. The transcript has 41 exons. Gene Ontology annotation, cellular component: nucleus. The record is from RefSeq and is a predicted model, not a curated record.